Molecule: messenger RNA, 1397 nt
Organism: Colias croceus (clouded yellow)
Lineage: Eukaryota; Metazoa; Arthropoda; Insecta; Lepidoptera; Pieridae
Product: chymotrypsinogen A-like
Exons: 8
Coding region: 65-1351 (428 amino acids)
Biological process (GO): proteolysis
Molecular function (GO): serine-type endopeptidase activity
Source: RefSeq, a predicted model, not a curated record
UUCACGUUUAAAUGUUUUAAAGUACAUGUAAAUUAAUAUUUUAAGUGUUCGUAAGCUGUCAUAAAUGAAGACACUUCUAUUAAUUAUAUCCCUAAUAUCAAUAAGGGCAGAUACACAAUGGAGAUUAGUAGGUGCUCCUCUCCUCCACGUACACCCUUGCAAUGACACCGCUGAUGUGACCGUGGCCUAUGAGCCUGGGAAGCCUCCAGAUGAAGAAAAUGAGUAUAAACUACAGAUUAGUAAGGAGUUUCCCGCGCAAACGGUUAUGGUUUUGAAGUUUGAUGCUGAAGCUAGUGUUACGUUGACUGAAAAAUCGUACGCAAGAUUAUCCGUAGACGACAACGAUGAUUUUAACGUGAGGUUUUUCAAAUCACAUCAAGGCAUAACACUAAAUAUAAAGGGACCUGUGAAUAGUCAUGUUGUACCGUAUUUGACUAAUUUGGAAAUAAAUAGUGCAAAUUACUGCCAGAAUGCAAAAGUUGGCUACCUAGAUCAAUACAUAGAGGGUUAUAAAGACCACGCGGAAACCAAAAAGAAGUUACUCGAUCAGUCCUGUGGCAGGCGUAAAAUUAAAUACACAGAACUGAUUGUGAACGGAGCUACCACUCAGCCAGGUGACUGGCCCUGGCACGUUGCUAUAUACAGACUGGAUAAAACUGUCAUUAAGUAUACAUGUGGGGGGACUUUGAUAUCGAAGAGCUUUGUUUUGACAGCUGCACAUUGUACAACAAUUCGUGGUGCUGCCGUAUUACCUGAAAUACUAUCUAUGGUAUGUUGUUAUAUAAAUAAUUUGAUUUCUAACUCCCAGGUGCACUCAAUAAUAGUUCAUGAAGACUUCGCACCAAAAAACCUAAACAACGAUAUAGCGCUACUUCAAUUGAAGACAGAAGUAACUUACAAUGACUACAUCCAACCAGCAUGUAUCUGGCAGGCGUCUGCGUAUGAAAGACUACCUACUAAUCGAGUUUAUGGAACUGUUGUAGGCUGGGGUUUUGAUAACACAGACCAUCUUUCCACGCAACUAAAGAGCGCCACAAUGCCAAAAGUAUCGGAAAGUAAGUGUAUAAAGAAGAAUCCCGUCUUCUAUGCUACUGUAAUGAAUGAUAAGAAAUUCUGCGCUGGAUUAAAUAAUGGAACAUCAGCGUGCAACGGUGACAGCGGCGGUGGUUUCUCAGUCUUCGUUCCAGAUAUACCGAAGGACAAUUCUACAAACGGUGCCUGGUACGUGAGGGGCAUCGUCUCGCUCAGCGCUAAACGAAGUGACGCUCCUGUAUGUGAUCCGUAUAUGUAUGUGGUGUUCACAGAUGUAGCUAAGUACGGUGGGUGGAUUAGAAAACAUUUGAAACUUUAAAUAUGUUGCUAAGUAUUAUUAUUUAUGCAAGAGGACGCAGCAGAGC